Colletotrichum orchidophilum is the source of this 1440-nucleotide messenger RNA. RefSeq lists its product as uncharacterized. The record is from RefSeq and is a predicted model, not a curated record. The coding region runs from base 1 to 1440 and encodes 479 amino acids. NCBI's taxonomy places the organism in Eukaryota, Fungi, Ascomycota, Sordariomycetes, Glomerellales, Glomerellaceae. The transcript is spliced from 4 exons.
AUGAGUCCCCUCAAGAGCAUGGCUAACGGGGGCUUCCUGCCCACAGUCAAUAAGAACAGAAAGCCAAAGUUUGAGCUACAUCUAAAGGUCUAUGAUUUGAACAACGUCCCGUUGGUUUCCGGGACAUCAAUAGUGAAAUGGAAUCUCGCACACUCCAUCCACGCUGAGCACCGCGGCCGCACCCCGCAGUGCCCGAUCUCCAACCACAAGGUUGAGUACAACUACUCUAAGGUGGUCAGCCAUAUCCGGAUCAGCAUCGACAAGAACAACAACCUGACCGAGUGCCCCGUCGAGUUUGAGGUCCUGCAACAGUUUCCGGGCAGCGGCAGGGAGGAAAAAAUUUCGCUCGGUAUCGUCAAGCUCAACCUCAGCGAGUACGUAGAAGAAAGCGAUGGCCUCACUCGCGAAAGCGCCAGCUUCGACCGCGGUCACUCGCGCAAGCGAAGCAGCGGUACCAGUCAGAGCCCAAUGUCGACGAGGGCACCGGUCCUGGACGAUCCCGACGUCGAGGAUGGUAUCGUGAGGCGUUAUCUCAUGCAAGAAAGCAAGAUCAAUAGUACAUUAAAAAUCGGCAUUUUGAUGUUGCAGCUCGACGGCGACAAGAACUAUUCUGCGCCUCCCUUGAAGACUGCACCCGUAUUUGGCGGGAUUGCCGGUAUCAUGGCGGGCGAAUCGGUCGAGCAAGAUGACGCUGGACAGCUCCCUACAAUGGCAAAAUCCAGAGACGCUUCCGAAGUGCAGGACAUGUACCGCCGCGCCCUGGCAGCCUCCUGGUCCUGCCAACCUGGCGAGCUUCCCGCCGACCAGUGCAUCGAAGACAUCUUUUCCGGCGGCGACGGCUGGCAAUCUGGACGCACCGGACGCACCGGCAAGAAGACGACAACCUUUGAUCUGGACAACGGCGGCUCUCUGAGCUCCGAUGAAGGCGGCAUGAAUGGCACACUCCGGCCCUCAGACUUUCGCAAGUUAGAGCGGAAGCAGCAACAGCAGCUGGACCCGCCUCAGCAGGAUCACCUGCACCUGCACCGCUUGCACAACCGCCACCGCCACCACUCCCGCAACAACAGUGGCUCCAGCGAUAAGAGCAUGAGGAGCUUGAGGAGCGUUAAGAGCAUGGCCACCAUUGUUACGGGCCGUGGUGACGCGGCGAGCAGCACCGCUGGCGCGAGUAAUGUGGCUCGUCGCGGCUCGCACAGUCGAACUAGGGGUCGGGACGACGACCAGCGUCUCGGAGGUGGUAACGGCGGCGGCGGCGGUGGUGAAAUCAGCGCGCGUGACUACGGACGCUCGCGGAGCCGUAGCGGCAGCAUGGUGAGCCUGGCGCCGACGAUGGGCAGCAGUGAUCGCGGACGCGAGAGCUCGAGGAGGAACAGGGAGCUGGAGGAGUUCGAUGUCCGCGACGAUCUAGUCGCGUGGAGAUUACCUGGUGCUGUCACUUAG